UAUUGACUGCAAACCCAAAGAAAUGUCUUACUGCUUGAAUUGGAUAGAUCAGAUAAAUAAAAGAAAACGACAGCAUGAUGAGCUAAACAAUUUACCUGAUGUUCUGGAGUCAAAUUUUGCAUAUCAAGUUCUUAUGGAAAGCACAGAGGAGAUCAAGGAAUAUUUUUCUGAUGAUUUUUCCAAAAUUGCAAGCAAGCUGCUUCAGAUGAAUUUGAUCAAUGAAACAGAGAGGAGCGCUAUAACUGAUAGAAAUACUGGGUGGAAUAAGUAUCAGCGAAUGGAAGAAUUAAUGGAACGUGUUAAAGUUGCAGUUAAAAUUAAUAAGGAGCCUGCUUUUUUAUUGUUCUUAAAUAUCUUAAAUGAGAAAGGUACUCAACCUGCUCAGGAAUUUGCUCGAAAACUCAUGGAAAGAUAUAAAGAUAAAUUCUCUGAUGCUCAUUUGGAUCCAUUGUCAAAAAGAGUCAAACAGUAUGAAAAUUAGAUGUUUUAA
Amphimedon queenslandica is the source of this 490-nucleotide messenger RNA. RefSeq lists its product as uncharacterized. Bases 23 to 481 code for a protein of 152 amino acids. The transcript is spliced from 3 exons. Lineage: Eukaryota; Metazoa; Porifera; Demospongiae; Haplosclerida; Niphatidae. The record is from RefSeq and is a predicted model, not a curated record.